AUACAAUUUUUAGACACUGCUUAAUAAGUGUUUUUCUAUAAAAUGCAUUAAUUGACAUUAUCACGCAACAAAAAAUUACUAUUUAAUUCGACAUUCCAAACAUAUUCAUAUCUCUACAUUCAGACGAAUUAAAAUCUGUCAACUUUGAAGAUGUCGAACAAUGAUGAAAGAUAAGGAAAAGUAAAACGUCAAAAGUCAAGUACACCAAACAAGGUUUGGUAGCUGUUACAUGUUGUUUUAAUAUGCUCCAGGUGCGGAAAACUUAAUUUUAAAUAUUUUGUGAAUGUUAUGUGAAGUCUUGAGUAGUGGAAAGCAAUACAUUUAAUGUCGGACGUAACUCAUCUACGGUAAACGCGGAAAAGUACAUGCAUCGGAGCACAAAACAGACGGAUUUUUAAUAUUGUACAUAUAUGCUUUUCUUUCUCGUGUUCUUGUUCGUUACCGACGACGGGAAAAAGUGAAUUUAUGUUUACAGUUAUUAGAACUGCUAAUAAGGACUCGUGAUUAAAUAUGUUGCCGUCAACCUUAGGGGCAUCUGCCCCAUUGAGUCCUCUUGCUCAAGCAACUCUUAAUAAACAUCUCCCCAAAUUUUCCAACAAACGGCUUUCCCAAUUCCAAACGUGUUUUAAACAACAAAUUCAAACAUCUGACGUUGCUUGUCUCACUGAUUUAAGCAGCAGCGAACAUAUACCUGAAGUGGAAAUAUUUUCACUACUGGAGGAGCAAAUACCGAAGUACAAAAUCCGAUCAGAUUUUCUAACUGAUUUUGCUGGAUAUUCAAAUCAUGAUUGGUAUGUCCCUUCACCAGCCCUUCAAAUUCCUACUGAUGGCCUCGGUCUAACAAAGGAACAAACAAGAGAGACGCUUAAUUAUUUUCAAAACUAUUGUACAAAAUGUAAACAAAUUCUUAAUGCCAAAGCCCAAACAACUUUUAUAACGAGUAAGCCAUCAAUCUCCAGUAAAGGAUUUGAGAACAGUUUUAAACUACUCGAGCGACAAGUUUCUAAAUCGCAAUACCUUAUUGGGAGUACCUGCAAAUCAAUCUUAAGUCAACACCAUUCACGAGAUACUACGAGACACUAUUCGACGCGUCUAGACAUUGAAUUGGAAACUGUUCAACGGCUUCAGAAUUUUUUGCAGAAAUUUGAACAUGGAGAUGGGCAUAGAAACUUGGUCGCACCUUUAGUAACAUUGUUGCAUGGCUUUUUAACAUACGGAAAGACGAAGGAGUUCCCUGGCGUUCAAGAUGACUCAAUUAAAAACGAUAUGUUGAUGUCAUAUGUUGACGCUGGUUUAAAUACUGAUCUUAAGUACUAUGCUGGAAUGGAUCCGUAUGGUAUAAAAUGUCUGAAAAUAGUUCAUCAGUUUUUAAAUCAAGAAGUUCUAUGUGGGAAUCGAGUAAGCCAAAUGACUCGUACAUACAACGAUAUUGAGGCUGUAACACGCCUUCUAGAAGAGAAGGAAAAAGAUUUGGAGUUAACAGUGCAAAUUGGAAAGGAGCUUCUGACGCAAAACAAUGCGCUGGAAAAUAGAAUAGCUGAUUUGGAAGCUGAUUUAAAAUCCGCUCAUGAGGAUCGGGCACAGCUUGUACACGAACUACAUAAGAAAAAUGAACUCAUUUCAGUUCUAACAAACGAUUGUGAGGAUUCCAGUGAUAAUGAUACUCCAACAUUUUCCAAAUCCAUUACAAUGGAUAUAUUACAAAAGAAGAUUAUUUCGUUGCAAGAUGAGAACAAAUCAUUAAAGAUAGAGGCAACCCAAUUAGCAAGUCAAACUGAUGAAGUGGAAGCGCAAGAGCGAAAAUUAAUGAAUGAUAUUGCAUCCCAACUAAAUGACGCGAACCAGCAGUUUGAUAGUGUUAAUUUGGAAUUGGAACGACAGCGUGAAGAAAAUCGUCUACAAUAUGAGCAAAUUGCUAGUCUAUCUUCUCGAUUAAUGGAAGCUGAAAUAAAAUUACACCAACUAACAAAUGAGAACGAGGAAAAUGUUAGCCUACUUAAUGUUACAAAAGAAAAUCAAAACAGUUUGGCAUUUGAGUUGUUAGAAUUUAAACAGCGUUACCAGGAGGUGUUAGCUUUGCUUCAGGAAGCUCAAGAACAGUUGCGAAAGCAACGAAAAAAGGCAAUGCCGCAAGCCCGCAGUUCUUUUAUGUCUUCAAUGAGUAUCUUGCAAUCAGACUCUUUGCAGUCUGAACUAAUGGAGUUGUCACUACAUUCAGAGCAUAGUAUAGACUCUGGGAUUUCCGGUGACACUAACCGUACCAAUGAUCGACUUGGGAGGCUGAUAUCGCAACUACCUGUAGCCGGCAGUGGUGCAACACAUUUGUUGGGUGCAAGCUUAACGCAGCCAUAUAAAAGAGUUUUCGAUACCGUUCGUUGUGCAACAAAAUGUGGCAAUUUUGCCGAUGUGGAUAGUAAUACAGCAAUGACACACCUUGGUGCAAUGUCUAUGAGCACGGCGUCCGGUCCUCGUAUGUCUACAAUGGCCAUGAAAAGUAAUAGUGGAGCAUAUGGCAUUAAUUCUGUAUUGAGUGAUACUAUGGGAUUGGGUGAAAAGACUUUGUCAUGUGAAAGUUUGAUAUCACAAUCAGAUGAUGGUUAUCCAUCUCAACCAUCUGGCGUUCCUGGAGUUCCGGGAGCUAAAGAACUCGAAGCUGCCCUCAAGAGGUUAACGCCUGCGGAAGUACUUGCACGACGCGCUAUGCUUUCGUAUGCCCCAGCUGGCACAUAUACUUAUGAAGAUGUUCAGACUACAACAAAUUUGCCUAUAGGAUUGCGCACACCAGACAGCAUUAUGUCGACUGGAUCUUCUGGUAUUUCGUCGUCAACAAAUAUGACAUCAUCUAUGCACCAAUGGCGUUUGCCAGAGAAAUUGCAAAUCGUAAAACCUAUAGAAGGUUCACAGACCCUACAUCACUGGUCACAGCUUGCAACACCCACAUUAAGUGGCCUUUUGGAGGAACGGCCUGGGGUUACCAUACGCGGAGGAAGGGGCCUUGAUGAUUUGGGGAUGCAAAUGUAUACAUUAUCCGACGUUGAAGAAGACAUCAGCGAAGAAUUGCCUGGAAAGCAAUAUGAGGUUGCAGGUUGUACAUAUACCUUCACAACAAGUAUUGUUAUGCAUCCCGAUGACGGCCUCUCAACUGACUUAUCCUUUUUGUCACAGUCUCAAGUAUCGUCAAGAUGUGCCUCUGCGUCAACUUCGCGACAACCAAGUUGCCCUCCUACACCAAGAUCUUGUCUUUCGAGAAAAAAUUCCUGUUCAACUUUUUCUGUAAAUUUAGGCUUAGCUUCAAUGUUGAACGAAAGAGGUAUCAAAGCUGUUACUCCAAGCGCCUUAAAUACACCCGCUGGUCCUAACUUUUCGCCCACAGUUACUCCAUGCAAUAGCCCUGAGGGAUCUCCGACGCGAUCCAUGUCUCCAGAGCCACUUUUUGGACUACUUUCAACAGGGGCGGAUUUAAUCAGAAGAAAAUUAGUCGGUGGUGAUUUAGACAGGCCAACUCGCAAUCAACAACAGCAGCAGAACCAGCAACAAAUUAUUUUGACUCGAUUAGAGAGGCGUGCAUUAAGAUCAUUGCGAUUGGUAGAGAAAGUCGAGAGAAUUGGUUUAGAGAAUAUUAUUACGACGCAGCCAAACCCUAUGUCCCAGUUGGCUAGUGGAAUUGCGAACAGAAGUGCAAGCCCCAUGGCCCAGUUAACCAGCCUCAAAAAUAUUCACACAAAUUCAAAUAAUAUUAUCAGUGAUUUGCAUUUUAAUAGACAUCAUAUAAAAGAUGUCCUUCAUAAAGGUCUACAUCCUCUUGAUGAAUCCCCGCAAAAGAAUAGACCACAGUCCUCCUGUUUACCAAAAUGUAGAGCAGUGACUUCAGCUGAAUCCCAAACAACCAGCCGGAUUCAAAAAACGCACGAAACAAUUGAACCUGAUGCACAAUGCACAGUUAAUAAUGCAACCGAUAUUGACAACUCAAACGUUCGCGUGAAGCAAAUGCAAAGACAAAAAUCUAGACGAAACUUGAAGAAUGGCCAAAGAUCUGAUUUGGGGACCAUUAGUGGACGAGUACGCACAGAUUUGGGACAUGUAGCAUCAAAGCAAUGUGAAACAACACUUACUAUGCAAAACACCCCGUCGUCAGCUCCAAAAUUAAUCAGAAAUCAUUCGCUCUCCGAUAAAUCUGAAACCAAAGAAGCUUCUCCAAGUAUUGCACAUUCAUUUGUGGGAUCUGUAAGCUCCUUGUUAUUUGGUCGCAAGGGUGGUUGGUUGUAGAUGGGAGAAUGCCAUGUAUAUUUAUUUGUUUUAAACGAAGUUUAUUAAAUUAAAAAGCACUAUACGCUUUAAUAAUCACAUUUGUAUCUAAGCAUAGACCGCUACCCACUUCUGAUAAAUGAAGGUUAAUGUAAAAGCAUUGUUUUUUCUGUAUUCUUUGUUAUUAAGCCUAUAUUUAUGUCCUCAUAAUUAUUUCUAUGUCCAAAUGCGCUGCUUGUACAUUUCUGGCAUACAAAUGGUGCGAUAUUUUUCUCUAAAAGGACUGAUCCGAAGCCGUUGUUUUUGUUUUAAAAAUGUUUGAUUCACAUUUGAGAAAAAUGUUUGAAGUUGACAACAUGCAAGAACACAACAUUAGAAUUGUUUGGAUUUGAACAAAAAUUUGGUUCUGUUACAUUUUUAAUAAACAUGUGAAACAAGUAA
Molecule: messenger RNA, 4686 nt
Organism: Stomoxys calcitrans (stable fly)
Lineage: Eukaryota; Metazoa; Arthropoda; Insecta; Diptera; Muscidae
Gene: milt
Product: trafficking kinesin-binding protein milt
Exons: 8
Coding region: 511-4266 (1251 amino acids)
Source: RefSeq, a predicted model, not a curated record